GAUCCCAUGCCCAUGUCCCAUUCGAGCUGCGGACGCCGCCCAGUGAAGAGGUGCCAUCGAACACAACACUGAAGUAUCUGUGUAUAUCAAUCGAUUCUCGAACUGCCGAUCGCCUUCAUAAAAACAAUUAAUCUAAAUUGCGUGCGUUGGCACGUUGAUACGGACCAAGUGUUGCGCGCGAAAAACGUAUUGAGGCGCCUCCCGCGGGUGGAACCCUACCGCGAUCUACUGCGAGAUGUAAACAAUCGGUUGCUCCUCUGCCGGACAGAGUUUGUCCAUUUAUCCGAGAGUGAUGUGAUAACAGUUGUCUGCUGUAAACAAGAGCAUGAUAAGAGUCUGAAGGCAAGAUUUGCAAACGAGAACACCUAAUUGAAUUGAGUCGUUUGUCGAAUCGGACGUACAAAACUAUGUGAUAACUGAGUGGUUCUACAACUGAAGAAGACUAAUUGUUCUCCGAUCAGGGUAGUCUCGAGUUUCGGCUAAGUGAUUGAGUGUAGAAACGUGAUCAUCACGAGAUAGCAGUCUCCGCUUCCACUGGUUCAUGGUCAUCGAAUCGUAUUUUGAAUGAACCUUUUAGAUAGUCGUUGCGACUAACAGUUUGAAAGAUCGGAAGUGUGAAUAGUGAGUGUAAGACAGUCAUUUGUUGACGAUUAUGGAAACGGCUAGAACACUUUUUUGGGCUUGCACCAUCUUGCUCACCCAAAGCAUAAUCAGGGGCAACACCAUUGAACAUGCACAGCGACCUCACAUCAUCAUCAUCAUGGCAGAUGACAUGGGCAUUGAUGACGUGAGCUUCCACGGUUCGAAUCAAAUCCUUACGCCCAACAUUGACGCGCUAGGCUACGAUGGUAUCAUCUUGAAUCGACACUACACGGCUCCCAUGUGUACACCAUCGCGAGCUGCCCUGAUGACCGGUAGGAACCCCAUCAGUACCGGAAUGCAACACUUCGUUAUCGAUUCUGACGAACCGUGGGGACUCGGAUUGGAUCAGAAAAUUAUGCCGGAAUACUUCAGGGAAGCCGGCUACCGGACUCAUCUGGUAGGAAAAUGGCAUCUGGGAUUCUUCACCAAACAGUACACGCCCACAAUGCGAGGAUUUGACACGCACACAGGCUACCUCGGACCAUUCAUUGACUAUUGGAAUUCCACGUCGAAGAUGCCUUAUAGAGGAUACGCUGGGUAUGACAUGCGCCAAAACUUGGAAGUGGAUUUUAACACGAGUGGAACAUACAUAACGGAUCAUUUCACGGACGCCGCCAGUUCUAUUAUCCUGAAACAUAAACCAGAAGAGCCUCUGUUUCUGAUGGUGAACCAUCUAGCCCCACAUGCUGGUAAUGAUGACGAUCCGCUGCAGGCACCGGACGAGGUUGUCCAGCGGUUCAAACAUGUCUUUGACGGCGAUCGGCGCACAUAUGCAGCCAUGGUAUCAAAACUGGACGACAGCGUAGGACAAAUAUACAAAACUUUGCAAUCGAAGAACAUGCUUCAGAACUCGAUCAUCCUGUUCAUGUCAGACAAUGGAGCACCCGCGGUAGGCCUGCACACCAACUCCGGAUCAAACCAACCACUUAGAGGGCAAAAGAACUCGCCCUGGGAAGGUGCAACGCGAAACGCCGCGGUUAUUUGGAGUCCUCUUCUCCGGGAACGGCAACGAGUUUCCAACCAGUUUAUUCACAUCAGCGAUUGGUUGCCUACGCUCGCAUCCGCUGCCAACGUGCCGUAUCCGCUCUAUGAUUUGGGAAUCGAUGGAAUCGAUCAGUGGGAAGCAUUAUCGUACGAUACCGGAAGCCCGCGCAAGGUUGUCCUCAAUAUGAUCGAUGAAAUAUUCGGCUACAGUAGCUAUAUGCAAGAUGGGUUUAAAUAUGUUAACGGGACUACUCUCAACGGGAAUUAUGAUGAGUGGUUCAAACAAUCAAGCGUCAACGACACUAGCCUCACCGACGAAGAGUACAUUGGAAUGGUAAUGGAAACGGAAAUUAUUCAAUCAUCCACAGAGUUGUUGUCGAAAGAUUUGAUAAAACACUUGAGAAGGCACGCUCGAAUCAAUUGCGGCAGAAGGCCAGCCGAGACGAACGACUGCAAUCCAUUGAUUAGGCCCUGUUUGUUCGAUGUGAUCAAUGAUCCUUGUGAGUUAAACGACAUCUCACACAAAUAUCCCGGCAAGCUUCAAGAACUCGCUGCCAUCGUAGAACUCUACCGUUCCAAAGCUGUCAAACCACGCAACAAACCCGCCGACCCAGCGGCUAAUCCGGCCAAUUUCGGUGGUAUCUGGACCUGGUGGAUGAAUGACGACGAUCUUUUCUACGACCAAGCGACACCUCCUCCGACCCAGACAAGCCUCCCGGAGAGCAUUCAGUUGAUUGUAAUUAUCACAAUUCUCGUUGUUGGCACCCUGUUUGUGAUAGUCGCACUAAUCUAUUUGUCCAAUAAAAACUUGUUGCGAAUCUUUAGGUCGAACAAAAUGAUCUCGACAAAGGAAUCCGCCGAAAGUCAGGCAGGGUCCCAAUCGAGUAUGCCUGAGUGUGACCUUAACCGAGAGAGCGCUAAGGUAUAUUGUAUCAGUGAUAAAAGCUUAAAUGUGCCUUGAGCAAAGCGAAGCUUUAAUUUUUUUUUGUUGAGCGUGACUUAAGGUUGUAUAGUAUAAGUGACUAACAUUAUUCCCUAUGCUGAGUUAGAACUAACCUGGGAUCAAGCUCUUUAUAAACUGGGAACCGCUGUUACCACUGAAUGCACAUUUUUACGAUUUUAUUCCUAUUAGAUUAUAUGAAUUUCCGCAAUAAUACAAUUUCUAGUCAAUAAGAUAUUGUUUCAUGAUAAUAAGUUCUAUAUUAGCACAAAAUGCACGGCGAAAAACUGCACAUAGCUUCUGCGAAAAUGAUU
Messenger RNA from Toxorhynchites rutilus septentrionalis, 2880 nucleotides. Its product is annotated as arylsulfatase B-like. The coding region runs from base 653 to 2587 and encodes 644 amino acids. Lineage: Eukaryota; Metazoa; Arthropoda; Insecta; Diptera; Culicidae. The record is from RefSeq and is a predicted model, not a curated record. The transcript is spliced from 5 exons.